Molecule: messenger RNA, 963 nt
Organism: Anthostomella pinea
Lineage: Eukaryota; Fungi; Ascomycota; Sordariomycetes; Xylariales; Xylariaceae
Source: the annotation of a GenBank genome assembly
AUGGCACACAUGACCAACCCCCUCGCCACGGUCGACCAGCUGUACCGCCGGACCUCGUUCAGCGCGCUACCGUCGGACCUCCAGGACACCAUCUUUUUCGCGACGCAGUGCCUGACACAAGCGGCCGGCGUCCUGCUGCGCGUACCGCAGUCCGUCACCGCGCAGGCGAACGUCGUGCUGGCGCGGUACUGGCUGGUCGACUCGCCGCUCGCCCACGAGUUCAGCGACGUCUCAGCCGCCGCCCUCUUCCUCGUCGCGAAGCUCGGCGCACACCCAUGCCCCCCGCGCGACGUCUGCAAUGUAUACGCCUACCUCCUCUCGCCCAGCAGCCUUCUCUUCCAGGCGGCAUCCCCCUCGCCCACCCCAUCGCCACCCAAGCCCGACCCAUCCACCUACUACCUCACCGAAACCGCCUACGCAUCCUUCCACACGCGAAUCCUAUCCCUCGAAGCGCGCAUCCUCUACGCGCUAGGCUUCGACACGCACGUCGCGCUCCCACACCCACUAGUCGUGACAUACCUCCAAACGCUCGACUUCCUGGGCCAGCCCCGCGCCGAGGUCGCCCGCCGCGCCGUCGCCCACCUCAACGCCGCCCUGCUGAGCCCGCAAUUACUAUACCUGACGCACCAGCCGCACGCGAUCGCCGUCGCCGCCGUCUAUAAUGUUGCGCGCGACGCCAAAGCCAAGAUGCCCGAGUGCGCCUGGUGGGAGGUCUUCGACGUCGACCGCGAGGAGCUGGGCUUCCUGGUCGUCGCCAUGCGCAGCCUCGAGGGCUGGGCGCGGCGCCAGAGGGAGGAGGGAGAGCCGCUGGGGAGGGGGGGCAUGAUCACGAGGGGUUUUGUCGAGGGCGAGAUGAGGAAGAGGGGGUUGAAUUUUGGGAAUGGCGGGCCUGAGGGCGAGGUGGAUGAGGAGACGGCCUUGAUGCAGAGUCUGGACCAGAAAGCAGACCAGAUGGAAGAGUGA